Molecule: messenger RNA, 1875 nt
Organism: Aspergillus caelatus
Lineage: Eukaryota; Fungi; Ascomycota; Eurotiomycetes; Eurotiales; Aspergillaceae
Exons: 1
Coding region: 1-1875 (624 amino acids)
Source: RefSeq, a predicted model, not a curated record
AUGCUUUCCCUUAAAGGUCUAUGGAGACUCUGUUGGGGCGGAAGUGCUAAGGCGGUCAAGUCGUAUCUUGCAGGCACAUUGGUUGGCCUCAAGUCUAUUCUGGGCGUCGAGACCCAAUAUAAGCUUGGUGAUUCAGAAGAAUUUCAAGGGAACGUGGACUAUGAUUUACCUCUCCCCGAGGUGGCGGAUCGCGUCCACGCAGCAUGGGAGGGACAGGGGCGUACCACGCCAUUGGAUGUAUUGUGGACGCGCAAAUCAGCUGAAGAUAGCCCUUUAGCAAAGCACAUUGCUACGCUGAAGGAGGGACUGCACGGCACUAGUUCCACUGCCUCACACGGGGAGGGUUGGACCUACAGGCCAGCUCUUGGGGUCAGCGAACUACUCGGCCCUGAGGGCCAGACUGGGCCUUUCAGCGAGUGGUCCCGCGAGUUGGUGGAGAUGACAGAAAAUGGUAUCAGCGUGCUACGGGAAAUCAUGAGAUUUCGCGAAACUAUCAAUAUGUCGGAUACGACGGCUAGGGAUACCUCGAAAGUUUGGGCUCAGAAGGUCAUCAUAGGGGAAGACCUUAUAGGGGCCAUUUUGCGCAAAGCACGUAAAGGGGCCAACGACAACCGCAGCACAAAAUCAAAGGUUGUUUGUUGUUCUUCCCCAGCUUAUGCUGAAGUUAUGAACGAGUUUGGGUUAAGAGGUGUCGCUGCCUAUCCUGUCUUCCUUGGGUCUUGGUGGAUGGCCCUAUUGCUGCAUGAUUUCGAUGAUUGGCGACUGGAUUACUUGUGCAUUUUGGACUAUUCAUAUUUCUUCGAAUAUAACGUGGACAGCGCUCGGAUAAUGUCCCAGUCACCGUCGACCUUAAAGAAGGAGAUUAUGGCAGUUUGGGAUAUGCCAGACCUCCCAGAGGAGCUCCGGGUCCGCAGAUCGCACAUGGUUUGUGACAUGGCCUUCUUUGAACUCAAGCGUGCACAUGAGGCUUCUGUCCGAGCGCAAAAGACAGACGGCCUCACUGCCUGGGUUCAUGCCGAUCGAGAUACCUGGCGCGAUUUCAAGGCUGUAGAUGCCGGUGGCUUCGCACAUUUCUUGUCAUUUGUAGCAGGGAUUCCCGGACGCGAUGACAUGAUGUUGUCUGGGCUUGUCAACGACUGGGUCGAUCUCGGGCCGGAUCUGCGCUUUGAGGAAUGCAACCAGUCUGUCUUUGCUCUCACCCGUGGAUCCUUAGCUCUCGCUGACAUGUUGAGCUGCUACGAGCGAACCGUCUGGAUGCUGAAUGCAAGCUUCGCUUCUAACGAACGCCAUGUGGGCUUCAUGACCAUCGCUGGCGCCUGUAUAUGGGAGCUAUGCAACCACCGUCAAGACGUGUGGCGGUACUACUCUCUAGCCUUCAACCUGAGCUCGACUGUGCAAGCACUAGGCCUGUAUAAAAUUGCUGACCUUGCUGGGUGUUAUACAUCCAACCUGGAGCCAAGGCUGCUACCUGAAGCGAAGGAGUUGGACAUCCCUCGACGAAGACAGUCUUACCGUGUCUCCGUGGACGGAACGGAAUACACGGGUUCGAUCAUGCUUCAUGCAACUGUAUGCGACGCCGUCGAAUCCAACAUACUCCCGGAAAGUAUAAUAAAUUAUCAGAUUAUCAUUCCACUUCUCCUCCGCCGUGGAGAAAUUGACGCGAACACUUUCCUGUCACACAUGGACCGUCAUUACUGCACACAUGCCGCAGAGAUUACGCGGUCCGGCCAUGCCAAUAAUUUCAGCUACCUAUAUGGUCGGGCCAUCGCUGCACUUGUGAUGGAAGGGUGGUGGUCGGGUCUUUACUUUAUCAUUGGUGUUGGUAGUCUUAUUGAGGCUCAACCCGGCCAUAUCGCCGGGGACCGCCCUCACUGA